AUGGCAGAAAAACAAAUAGUGCGCCAGGGACCUGCUGUGCUCCAGCAAAGGCUGGAGCAGAUGGAAAGUAGUAUUCAGGCCGUGCACAUGAUGCUGCAGGAGUUGCAGCAACAGCGGCAGCAACCGCAGCAACAGAUUGACCGCUUAGAACAAGCGGUCAAUCUGCUGUUACAACGGCAAAUGCCGCAACAGGAGCAACCACAGCAGGAGCAGCCGCUGCAGGAGCAGCCGCUGCAAGAGCAACCGCUGCAGGAGCAACCGCUGCAGGAGCAAUCCCAGCAGCAAUUGCAACAGCAGCAAAAUAAUAUCCGUCGAAACGGACCAGGGCAUGGGCGUUCCCGCGCCCGCUGGUACCGCCAACGCGGAAUCCUCGGCGGCAGAGGCGGGAGAGGCAGAGGCGGGAGAGGAGAGGCGGAAUCCUCGGCGGCAGAGGCGGGAGAGGCAGAGGCAGGAGAGGAAGGGAUGGACAAAGAAGAGGAAGGGGUGUAG
Messenger RNA from Solenopsis invicta (red fire ant), 489 nucleotides. Its product is annotated as general transcriptional corepressor trfA-like. The transcript has 3 exons. The record is from RefSeq and is a predicted model, not a curated record. Bases 1 to 489 code for a protein of 162 amino acids. Lineage: Eukaryota; Metazoa; Arthropoda; Insecta; Hymenoptera; Formicidae.